Heterobasidion irregulare TC 32-1 is the source of this 1349-nucleotide messenger RNA. RefSeq lists its product as uncharacterized. NCBI's taxonomy places the organism in Eukaryota, Fungi, Basidiomycota, Agaricomycetes, Russulales, Bondarzewiaceae. The record is from RefSeq and is a predicted model, not a curated record. The transcript is spliced from 4 exons. Bases 1 to 1146 code for a protein of 381 amino acids.
AUGUCGUCUAGCUCACUUUCUCUUGAACAAAUCCCACCUCCCAAUUUAGGAGCAGAUGACCCUUCUGCUGCUGAUCCUGCACGUCUCCGUAUCGCACGCCGGACGUUCUUCUCAAAGGCCUUCUCUGUACGAAAUCUGACACACAGGCAGUCGACAUCUAGGCCUGAGGACGAUUCAAAGGGAAAACAUAAAGCGGUCAUACUGAAUAUUGGCGAAGAGCAGCCAACGGGCCCUCUGUCUUUCUCUCCUGUCGACAUUCUUCAGGAUUCUCCAUCAAUAUCGACUGACGAUUUGCCAGAUGACAAGGACAUGUACAGGUGGGCAAUCGUGUAUGAAAAUCAGCGCGGUAUCACACUGUUCUCUACACCAUAUUAUUCACCCCUUUCUCUCUUGCCGAACGACCCGCCCCCGUUCACACUCCCAGAAGUUGCUGGUUACUCGAAUCGACAACCCCAACUUUCCUUGAGCGAAUAUCCUCUCCCGGACGGCACAUGGCGCUGGGUGUCCCAAUCCUGGUUGAUUGACAUGCGUGAGGGAGGCGAAGUUCAGUACGAUGGCUUUGAGUACAACUGGUUCUUUCGGAAACACAACUGGCGUGCCGAAGUUGGGAAGCUCGGCGCUGGUGGUUGGGUACGAAGGCGGCGGUGGGUGAGGCUCAUGGUGAGACCUGCCCGGGCGCUCGAGAGUCUUGGCUUAAGCCGUGGAGAGGCUUCACUAGGAUUGUCUCCUCCCUCAUCGGUUCGUGAAUCCACUCCUGAAGCUGGGAAGUCUCUGCAGACUGGGGACGAAUUUGAUUGGGAAUAUUGUCAUUCCACCAUGCGACGUCAGCCACUGGAUGGAAUGAAACUCAAGCUGUGGAAACAGUGGCUUGGACUCGUAGAUGUCUCGGAACAAGAUACUGAUUAUAUCGGAAAAAUGCCCGCGGAAGACUACGUCACUCGGAUCCUGUGCGACCAUGUACAAGACAUCUUCGAAUCUUUUGUCCAUCCAGACUCUAAACAAGCUUUUCUCGAGCUUGUGGCUAGGGCGGGUGUCCUUCCAAUGUCGGUUCAGCAUACGCUCGUUAGCAAUAUGUAUGCCAUAGACUUUGGAGCUAUAGUCGGAGACUGCCUCAACUCAAGGAGGGCGAAAGGACGCGUGGAAUGAUCCGACGCAGCGGAGCCCAUAAGUCGACAAGAGACCUUGAAAUUUAAGCGAAUAUCGUCUUAAAGUCGAGUUCCAGAUUCCUAUGAGUCUCCGUGGGUGUUGAUGUAAGACGUGAAAUAGACCCAUCCGUUGAGCCAAUUAACGGAUGACCAUUCUCUACGCUUGUAUCACUUUUCUGGCUUCAAAGGCACUAGUCACUAAUC